Molecule: messenger RNA, 2166 nt
Organism: Penicillium verhagenii
Lineage: Eukaryota; Fungi; Ascomycota; Eurotiomycetes; Eurotiales; Aspergillaceae
Product: heterokaryon incompatibility protein-domain-containing protein
Exons: 1
Coding region: 1-2166 (721 amino acids)
Source: RefSeq, a predicted model, not a curated record
AUGUGGCUUGUCAACGCCAAAACAUUCGAGCUAAAAUCAUUUAUCGACGAGGAAAGUCCUCCGCCCUACGCAAUCCUCUCCCACACAUGGGGAGACCCGGAGGAGGAGAUUAGCUUUCAGGAUUUAAACCUCUGGGCCACUGGAAAAGAUUUCAAGGGGCUUAAGCGGGUCGGCUGGCGGAAAGUACGGCGAGCGUGUGCCCAAGCACUAGAACGCAGACUCUCUUACAUCUGGAUUGAUACUUGUUGCAUCGAUAAGUCCAGCAGUGCUGAGCUUCAGGAGGCUAUAAACUCCAUGUUUGCCUAUUACGCCAGCUCCGCUAUAUGCUUUGCCUACCUUGUUGACGUUGAUAUACUUAAACCCCACGAUUCUGUUUUCGAUCAACAGUUUCGACAGGCACGAUGGUUUACCCGAGGCUGGACCUUACAGGAGCUUUUGGCCCCGACAAAAAUUCACUUUUUCAAUCGCGUGUGGGAUAGCAUCAGCGACAAGAAAAACCUCCAGGCACUUAUCACAGACAUCACGGGCAUUAAUCCCCAGUUUAUGACCAACCCGCACCAGGCUUCUGUGGCUGAACGAAUGGCAUGGGCGGCAAAACGACAAACCACCAGACGUGAGGAUAUGGCAUAUUGCCUCCUAGGCUUGUUCCAAGUGAAUAUGCCAUUGCUGUAUGGUGAAGGCAACAGGGCAUUUGAAAGGCUCCAAGAAGAGAUUCUGAGAUCAAAUGAGGAUGCCUCUAUCCAUAUCUGGGGAAGACAAGGCCAUUCAAGCUAUACUGAGUUUGAUUUUAAAAUUGAAAGUCAACAAGAUAUGGGCAAAAGGCUUAGUUUUGUGCAUUCUAUAUUACUGGCACCGCAUCCAGAGUAUUUCCGGAUUGUUGGACUUGGUAUGACGGCCAACGCGUUAAGAUUUAAACCACCAUCCUUUACCAUGGGCCAAAGAGGCUUGACUGCACAGCUACGGAUGAGAGCCGACCCAAAUUACGAGGGUAUUGCGUAUGCUAUUCCAAACGUGUCAACCAGGCAGGCGAUUCUGGCAAUACCAUUGAUUUCCAUCAGUUGUGGCAAUGAUUGUGAUGGAGAAGAAAUCCACAACGAAUACUACCGGCCAAUUUGGUGCAAACCCAUCUAUCUAUCUUCGAAGUUUUUGGACGAAUCACACUAUGAGGAGAUUCUCAUCCGUCGUCGCCCCAAGAAUAAGUGCAAGUUCUUCAAUCUUCCAUUCCGACUGGAUAUAAGGUAUUCAGAGAAACUCACUCUAAUGGGGGUUUAUCCACCCAGCCCCGUCGGAAACACGUUUGUUUUACUCUCAAAGAAUCCAGCGAGAUUAAAUGAAGAGAAGUUCGAAACCCCCGGGAGACCUAUUACCUCACAGAACGCACACGUUGGCAGAAGAUUCUUCCACAUAAAUAUCAAUAAAGUCGGCCUCGUUGUCCCUGCACUAGUUGUUGUGGAUUAUCGUGUUCAGCCAGCCGAGAGUGACAUGCAUGCACCCUGGGAUUUUUCCGGACAUCCAAGGUGCGGCUGUAUAUUGGAAUGCCGCGUCUUCAAGCCUUUAGGUCCUUCUUUCUCAAUGGAAACGGUGCUUUCUUUCAUGAAAAAAUCCCCGGAGAAAUGGGAAGAGAUUCCACAUAAAUGGGACGGAACUCACAAAUAUUACAAUGUGGAUGACCGGGACAACUUGCUAGAAAUCCAUGUUACACAGGCUCACUCCGAAGAAGUGCCGUCCAUUGUGGUGGGCCUGGUACCUCGUGAAUCUGUGCAUACUGAAGGCGAACAUCGAUCCUUUAUCUCCAAGCGACAGACAUGGCGAUUUACCGCGGGUUUUUUCCGCAAUACCUUCGUAGGUGUUGGGAGUUGGGCAGAUUACCUCGACGUUUAUCCCUACAAGAAGGACAUGAAACAUGUUAAAAAGCUCAUCAGUCAUAUGAAUCACCCGGGAGUGAAGAUAUUGGUCAUUGACGAUAGGGGUCUUGUUAAAGAGCCUACGAGAGAGGCCUACAAAGGAUAUAUUUCUGAUGAGUCCGAGGAGUGGAGCCCCAGUGAACAUGACGAGGAUGACACCGAGGAGUGGGAUCAAGAUAGUAGUGACGAAGAUUCGGUGCGAUAUUCGAAGGAAAGAAAAGACAUGAUACGUCGAUAUUUGUCGCCAAACGGUGGCCUUUAG